CUUUUCUCUUUGUCGUUAUAGGCUUUUGGACGUUUCUAUUGUCGCCUACCGUGUAUUCAAGCGGAUUUGCACUUCUAGAGCAUCCCGUCUCCGCUUUAUGUGCGUAGUGAACUUGAGUGAGGAAAACGAGAGUGAAUGAGUGAGAUAGUGCAACGCAUCCCCCUGUUGCAUGCCGAGUUCGUGUGUUUUUGCAUUGUGCCUCGUAUCAUCGUAUCGCAUACCCAAAGAGCACAGGUCACGAAAAUGAGUAGAUGCAUGAGCCACAAAGAAAAAAAAACGCACUUGCACAAUCACUGUCGUCCCCGAUCCGAUAUGCAUCAUUAGAAAAAGGACUACAAAGAUGGAGGAGAACUUUGAAGAUUGAGAUCUUAUCGCACAUCUGCUUUACCUCUUUACGUUUCAUGAUUGAACAUUUUUUCUCAUUAUCAUCACGCUGACUAGAAGAUAUGCAUGAACAUAGCUUCUCUUGCGCCUCAUUCGCUUAGUUUUGUUCACACCCCUACUACUUGAAGAACUGCAGUUACUUGGUUCACAUUGUGUAGAAAUUUUGUAAAAAGUUUCAAUAAGAGUUCAUAUGAAAA
Cylicocyclus nassatus is the source of this 581-nucleotide messenger RNA. The record is from the annotation of a GenBank genome assembly. Lineage: Eukaryota; Metazoa; Nematoda; Chromadorea; Rhabditida; Strongylidae.